AUGGGUACAACUCACAAUCUCACAAUAGAGGAUAUGGAUAAGUUCUUGAGAGAUUGGCGGCAAGAUGCCAUGAACAAACACCAAUACGACUCGGCAAUAUUCAUUGGAGAUAAAUUGUUAGCCAUAACAAAAAGCGAUAAAGAUGCUUUCUGGCUUGCGCAAGUUCACUUCUCCACUGGGAACUAUACCAGGGCCCAGAGCUUUCUUACCAAACAAGACCUAAUAGCUCGGAAUCCAUCCUGUCGGUACCUCGCAGGCCAUUGUCUAAUAAAACAAUCGAGAUUCGAGGAAGCCUUGAAUAUUCUCGGCGAGAAGAACCCUACACAUUUGAUAUCAACUAGUGGUCAAAACAGAAAGAAAUUACAAUAUACGAGAGGGCAUGCCCGGAAUGGAUCAACAACACAAAGCAGUCGACAUAGGCAGGACGAAGUAGCCAAGGAUGAAGCCGCAAAUAUAAAAUUCGAAGCUGCAAUGUGCUUCCUGCGAGGACUCUGCUAUGCCAAACAAAAUGCUUUCGACAGAGCAAAAGAAUGUUAUAAGGAUGCUGUACGAAUAGAUGUGCAAUGCUUCGAAGCAUUUGAGCAACUCAUGAAGAACUGUUUGAUGUCUCCAGAAGAAGAAUGGCAAUUUCUAGAAUCUCUGGAUUUUGAUACUAUAUCUGUUGCGGACGAUACUUCAUCCUCUCAGGAAGCAGCGGAAUUCACAAAAUUGCUUUACACUACUCGACUCUCAAAAUACAAAAACCCCGCAGCUUUCACAACGGCAACGGAAACACUUUCAACACAUUAUAAUCUUGCUACAAACCCUGAUCUUUUAUUGUCCAAAGCGGACCUAUUUUUCACACAAUGCAGGUUUAAGGAUGCUUUAGCUAUCACCAAUUCUAUUCUCGAGGAAGACAAAUACAAUUUCAGUAUAUACCCCUUACACUUGGCAUGUCUGUACGAAUUACAACUUAAGAAUGCCCUUUUCUUAGUAUCACACGACCUAGCGGACAACCAUCCGGAAGAGCCAUGUACAUGGCUUGCUGUGGGUAUAUACUACUUAGCCAUAAGCAAAGUUGCUGAAGCUCGACGGUAUUUUAGCAAAGCCAGUAUGAUGGAUCCUCAUUUUGGACCCGCUUGGAUUGGAUUUGCCCAUACGUUUGCAGCAGAAGGAGAACAUGAUCAAGCAAUCUCAGCAUAUUCUACAGCAGCACGACUUUUCAUGGGCACUCACUUACCUCAACUAUUUUUAGGCAUGCAAAAUCACAUGCUAAAUAAUAUGACCCUCGCCGAUGAAUUUUUAAAAACUGCAUACGAACUCUGCAAAACCGAUCCAUUGCUCCUUAAUGAAAUGGGAGUAGUGUUUUAUCAUCAAGAACGACUUGAAGAUGCCGUCUUAAUUCUAAGAAAAGCCCUCGAGAUCGCCGAGGAGAUUGAUAGCGACCCACAAGCUUGGAUAUCCACUCGUGCGAAUCUCGGUCAUGCAUAUCGUCGUCUUCAUCAAUGGGAUGCCGCCCUGGCAGAAUUUGACGAGGUGCUUCGGCAGGGUGGAAAAGAUCCUGCCAUCUUUUGCGCAAAGGGUUUGGUAUUGAUGGAGCAAAGGAAGCCUUUUGAAGCGGUCUUGGUGUUUCACGAAGCACUUGCUAUUUCGCCUCAAGAUGCUAUUGCAACGGAACUACUUAAUAAAGCUUUGGAGGAAACGGCUAUUCAUGGGAUUGAUGGGAGUAGGAUUUUUGAUCAGGAGGAGGAUGAAAUUGAGAGGGAGUUAUCACUGAGGAAGGAUCAGGUAUUGGCGAAUUUGAGACCGAGCAAAAUGAAAGGGAAGGGAAAGUCGAGGAGUAGGGUGGUGGUUCAUGAGGUUAAUUCAAUGGAUGUCAGUGAUGCGGAUUAA
Sclerotinia borealis F-4128 is the source of this 1872-nucleotide messenger RNA. NCBI's taxonomy places the organism in Eukaryota, Fungi, Ascomycota, Leotiomycetes, Helotiales, Sclerotiniaceae. The record is from the annotation of a GenBank genome assembly.